Molecule: messenger RNA, 2313 nt
Organism: Paramacrobiotus metropolitanus
Lineage: Eukaryota; Metazoa; Tardigrada; Eutardigrada; Parachela; Macrobiotidae
Product: elongator complex protein 3-like
Exons: 9
Coding region: 188-2071 (627 amino acids)
Biological process (GO): tRNA wobble base 5-methoxycarbonylmethyl-2-thiouridinylation
Cellular component (GO): elongator holoenzyme complex; nucleus; cytoplasm
Molecular function (GO): acyltransferase activity, transferring groups other than amino-acyl groups; iron-sulfur cluster binding
Source: RefSeq, a predicted model, not a curated record
UUUUAUUUCCAUUUUUUCGCGAGAAAGGAGAAAGUUUGGCAUAAGAAGUUUUCUAGUCCUAACUUUUUGUCUAAUUGAGAUUUUUUCAUAACUGAGACUGGGUUGAGACUUCACAGAACCUGAUAAAUCUUACCGAUUGGUAUGCUAUUUGGAUCCGUUUGGGAUUCCACAUCACACGUCUUCCAUAAUGGCAGCGGACAUUUUACGUAGUAAUCCCAAUUCAUGGGAAGAAACCGCGUUAAGCAGUUCUAGAAACUCUUCCAAAUCCAGUCUGUUGAAUUCAUCCAAACCUUCGGCAGCAAAAUCGAAAGCCUCUCGCGAAGAGCGGAUGCUGAUGUGCACGACGGAUAUCGUGCAACAGUUGAUUGUGAUUUACGAAGACGAACGACAGGGGAAAGGUCCGGGACGAGACGUCAACCUGAACACCAUCAAGUGUGCAACAUCGUCAAAAUAUGGAUUGGAAUGCCAGCCUCGACUGGUGGACAUAAUCGCUGCGGUUCCACAUGAGUAUCGCAAAAUUCUUCUUCCCAAACUGAAGGCUAAACCGGUGCGCACAGCCAGUGGCAUUGCCGUUGUGGCCGUGAUGUGCAAGCCGCACCGAUGUCCGCAUAUUUCCAUGACCGGAAAUGUGUGUGUCUACUGUCCCGGUGGUCCUGAUUCGGAUUUUGAAUACAGUACGCAGUCGUACACAGGAUACGAGCCCACCAGCAUGCGAGCCAUCCGUGCUCGCUACAAUCCGUAUCUGCAGACGCGCCAUCGAGUGGAGCAGUUGGCACAAUUAGGACACUCUGUCGACAAGGUGGAGUUCAUUGUGAUGGGUGGGACGUUCAUGGCGCUACCAGAAGAUUAUCGGGAUUAUUUCAUCCGUAAUCUGCAUGAUGCGUUGUCCGGUCAUACCAGCAAGAAUGUCGACGAAGCCGUCAAAUUUUCCGAACGCAGUCGAACGAAGUGUAUCGGCAUAACAAUCGAAACUCGUCCGGAUUAUUGCCUAAAGAAGCACAUCUCGGAAAUGCUGUCCUAUGGAUGCACGCGCUUAGAAAUCGGUGUACAAAGCAUAUAUGAAGAUGUCGCUCGCGAUACUAACCGUGGUCACACCGUGAAAGCCGUGACGGAGUCCUUCCACAUGGCCAAAGACGCCGGAUUCAAAGUUGUCACGCAUAUGAUGCCCGAUCUACCAAAUGUCGGACUGGAACGCGAUUUCGAUCAGUUUGUUGAAUUUUUCGAAAACCCCAUUUAUCGCCCUGAUGGUUUGAAGAUCUAUCCUACACUGGUUAUACGCGGGACUGGAUUAUACGAACUGUGGAAAACGGGACGGUACAAGUCGUAUCCCGCGCCGGUUCUCAUUGAUUUGGUAGCGAAAAUAUUAGCACUUAUUCCGCCUUGGACCAGGGUUUAUCGUGUUCAGAGAGAUAUUCCCAUGCCGUUGGUCACCAGCGGUGUAGAGCAUGGUAACCUGCGCGAAUUAGCUUUGGCGCGCAUGAAAGAUUUUGGAACAAAAUGCCGCGAUGUUCGUACUCGAGAAGUCGGUAUUCAGGAAAUUCAUCAUAAAGUUCGACCAUACCAGGUGGAACUGAUUCGUCGAGAUUACUGGGCGAACGGUGGCUGGGAGACGUUCCUCUCGUACGAAGAUCCCGCGCAGGACAUCCUGAUCGGUCUCCUGCGUCUCCGCCUGUGUUCUCCGACCACCUUUCGACCCGAACUGAAGCACGACAGCACCCUGGGCACCGUGUCGAUCGUUCGGGAACUGCACGUGUACGGCUCGGUUGUGCCGGUAUCCUCGCGGGAUCCCAGUAAAUUUCAACACCAGGGUUUUGGUCAGCUGCUGAUGGAAGAAGCCGAACGGAUAGCGCUGAAAGAGCACGGUUCAUACAAGAUGGCGGUCAUUUCCGGUGUGGGCACCAGGGAUUACUAUCGUAAGCUGGGCUAUGAAUUGGAAGGUCCGUAUAUGACGAAAACGCUGCGAACCGAGCAGGUUAAGAUAGUCAGACAGGACAGCAUCAAACCGGUGCAGCAUGUAGAGUUUGAGCGGCUGAUUGGAAUGGUGGCGCCAAUCGUUCGCACAGCAGCAUGAUCGGGAAAAUAACUACCGCUGAAUAUUAUGGAUCACAAAUCGGGAUUAUCUAGUUAAAAAAUUUUUAGAUUUGUUUUUGUGAAAGGUUAAUGCGCAACGAAGUGGAUGGUUUGCCGUAUUCCGCUGCGAUUCUGAAUUUUUAACGUUACAGUUGGAAUAUUGUAUUUGUAUUGCCUUUUGUACGAUAUACAUAUUGUCUGCAAUAUCGGUCGUAUUAAAGCUGUAAAGAACACGCUUUAAAA